ACGGAACGGAGUUCCAAAUGCUGGAUCCGAAAAAGUUUCUUUUCAAAACCAAUGGCUACCGCGUGACUGGUUAGCUGCCUGUCGUCGACAACGCUUUUAUGCUCAGCAUACCUUUGGUCCAAUUCAACAGCCCGACGGACCAACUCGCAGCUUUCGUUAUGCGAUACAGGGAAGAGUUCGCGAGGCUGCCUGAUGCCCAGCAAGUUGACCGUGUUUUCGUGCCGAUUGACGCCCCGUCCUCGUCGGCUGCGGGGCCCAAACGGCGCCAAGAUCAGCCGGCCAGAGCGGGUGGAAAGAGGAAGCAAUUGUCGACUGCCCCGUCUUCGUCGGCUGCGGUUGUCCAGGCUCUGCCCGCUCCGGUUCCGCCCUCGCAUCGGCAAGGUCGCGAUGCGGCCGAGCAGUCCAGCGAGGCCACACACUACGACGACGGAGCUGUGCGCUAUCGAGCUGGUCCCCAGCAUCGUUCCCGAGGAGGUGCAGGUGCCUUCGAUGACGAGGAAUGCGAGGGCCAAGAUGCGGAGGGCGGUGGUUGGGAUGGGGAGGGCAGUGGUGAGGAGGGGGAGGGCGGUGGUGAGGAGGAGGAGGGCGGUGGUGUGGCGGACGAUAGUAACGAAGGAGAUGUUGAAGGUGAGGACGAUGGGAUGGACGAGGAGAGAGACGAUGUUGGUGAGGAAGUCGAAGACAAUCGCUCCUCCCAAUUGCACCGUGGCCACCACAACGAAUCGCAGGGGCGUCGUGAGGAUGACGCCUGCCGCGUCGGUGACACGAUCGAUGCUGGUGGCCAGCCUGCAGCCUCCCGCAGAAUGUCGCAGUCCUAUGACCAGACGAAGGAUGGGAGAAACGAACCUGGGUCACGGGGAAAGCGAAAGAGGGGAGAGGCAUCGACCUCUCCUGCAAGUCGAACAAAACAGGCGAGGGCCGAUGCCGUCAAUGAAGCUCACAGAGCGUUGACGACACCACAGGAAGCGCGGGCUCCUCGGAAAACUGGUGGGGGGGGGCGAAGUGGCAGCCGCGGGGGUGGUCGCGGCGGCGGCAUCGAGAGUGCCAUAGAAAGCUCCAUCAGUGCUGACCCGGGGGUGUGGGAUAGACCUGAGCUCGUUUUUGCGCCGGUUGACCCCAACGUCAUCGUCGGGGGGCAGGGAAGACGAAUCACGCCGGAUGAGUUCUUCCAAAGAGAUUUUGCAGAGUUCGACUGGUACGCUGUCUGCGGUCAGCAUACUGCCGAGGCCAUGAAACGGUUGGUUGGAAAGGACUCCCCCGCGGUCAAAGUCUACGGCCUCCGCACGUACUCUAAAGUGCGAGUCGUCUUUUUCGAUGAUGACCAUACACACGGGUACUUCAAUGUCUCCCUCUUCGACAACACAUGGGAGAAUCGUGCCAUGAUGUUAUCCUUCCAGGACGCUGUGUGUGAUAUGCGGCAAUGGUGGAUCGAUAACAACAGGAUCGAGGCACCCAAAGCUAAGCUUCCAAUCGGCGACGGCAAGAUCCCACUUGAGAUGCCGGGAAGGAUGGAGGGGCGCCUGCCCGGCCCGUACAUUGACGAGAACAAGGGACAAUGGACUUUGUACCACUGCAUAUAUGCGAGAGAUGGUCCCAAGGGCUCCACCGUGUCCUGGAAGGAUUUGUGUCCUACGUACUUCAAGAACUUUGGGGACAUGACAUGCCGCGAGAGAGAAGUCGCGCUACUCCUGCUCAUGUCGGGGAAAGUGGUGGCAACAAAAGUGAGAGUCAUGCCUCCGAGGGUAAACACAGAGUGCCUUCUCGACAUUAUGCGCAAGGAGAGAUACAUGGUCCACAUGUUCAACUACGUCGUGUUUCGUGCCAAGGGAAGGGCAGGGGACGAAUGGAACGACGACUUCUUCAUGUCGUACAAGGACCUGGAAGAGAGGUAUGCUUCAAACGGGUUAUGCGCAGAUGAAUGGGAGAAGCAACGGGAGAAGCUGCAUAGCAACUUAGUGAAAACGAUCCCUCGGCGACUUGGAGGAGUGGAGGAGGCGAGGCAAGUGGAGGUGAAACGGAUCGCCUCCAGUGCAUGCCAUCUUGUGUGGGACAAACUCGGCAGGCAGACCACAUUGCUCACUGUAUGCAUGCGGUCAAAGGAGGUUAUGGUGGCGCCCGUCGACAUCGUCGCAGCCGCACAAAAAAUGGCAUGCAGGGCCGCCAUCGUGGACAUCUCGGCCAUGAAUUUCAGCAGUGCAUGGACCUCGCAGGACUUCGAUGCACUGUACGCAAUGAUGGCGAAGUGUUGUGGUCCAAAUUGGGUCCUCUUCUUCUUUGCACCGCAGAAUGUGCAAAGCGAUGUCUUGAGUCAAUUGUACCGUUGGGAGGACAUCGAGCUCAUCCCCGGGUCAUGGAAACGCGUGGACAGGCCGCCGAGCGACGUCACAAGGUACGGCAACAUCGCUACGAGCAGUCGGGACCUGAUGACGAUCUUGUUGCAAGCUGAAGGAGGGGAUCUGAAAAAAGUAACUGUUGCACCCCGACUCCACAACGAUCUCACCGAAGUGCAUGUUGUGGAGAAAAAGUUCGGGAAGUGUCUCGAAAAACACGGUGGCGUCGAAGACGACGAAAGUGCCGCAUAUUCAAUUUGGGAGCGAGAACCUGACAAGUUGCGGAAGUUGUGCGGUUCAUUCGUACGAGAGGCGGAAGGUGUGCUUUUACUGGGUAAUAAUGUCAUUGCCUGUGAUGAGUCGGCCAAAAACAUUGCAUACUUGACAAAGUUCGUCGACAUACUUGUUAAGGAUGGGAGAUUCGAGUGCCGCCUCGAGAAGCCGUGUGCCACACAUCGCACGAACAGGGAUAUGUACCACAAGUUGGGACCGAAAAGACUGAAGGUGUGGGAAUACCUGUUCCGCGAUGCGCCGGAUGGAUGCCUUGAUUGGGGAUACAUAUAUAGGAAAGCCAAGGUGACCGAGGCCCUCAAACAUUAUCAUGGUGCUCUAACUGGCGCCUUCGAGACAUUCGUUGCUCGAUGCGAGAUCUUGAGGUUUGAUCUUCACAAAGAUAAACUGACGUUUAAGGACUAUGCAGACCUCGCUAAAUUGGGUGAAGGCUUUAACCCCGUUGACAGCGAGGAAGACUCGUCGGACUCCGACCUCGAGAUCGAAAAGGACACCAAUGCAACCGGGUGGUGUGGGAAGUCCGCUGCCAUGGAGCACAGCGUCAAGGGAUAUGGAYCGGGUCAAUCAGAGGGAUGCUCGAACCUGCCACCCGCRAACAGUGUGGCCUCGGGUGUGGACCGGGUUGUAUGUACGCCUGUGGAAGACGACGAAGACGAUGACCUUGAUAUUCCUGCUCAGCCAACGAAGCUGGCGCCAGGCGAUCCGAUUCCUCCCAGAUUUUGUGCGGAUGCAAACAAUGUGUAUUUCUUGGAUGACAAAUACGCCUGCACUAGUGAGGACAAGUGGGGCCAUGAUAUCAUUUGUCAUGACGACAUUUUUGAGCUAUGUAUCCAAGGCGGGGAGUGGAAAAUGGYGGUGAAGUAUGUCUCGAARSGUUGGAGACCGUUUCCCCRCAUGGGAAAGGACAACUGGYUGAAGAYGAMRGAGCAAUCAAUACUAUACCGYUGUCRGAAAGAGAACCCCRGGGAGAGURMAAYAUCCAUCGCGGCAAAGGCGAAACAAUUGUUYGACGCCUUGGGAGCCACUCGGCAGUUAGAGUAUUCACACAAGUUUUACGAGCGGAAGUCGAGCCCCUCGUACGGCAAGAUUGACURGAAGGUUGRGCGCGCCRCCGCGYUCRAGAGCAUGKACGUGGACUCCYGAGAAGAUGYCGCCCCUGUGCCYGAGGCGGCCACAGGGAACACGAUGGGUGAAYAAAGGGAAGAUGGCGGGAMGACGUUCGGCGUGAAGCCUCCGUUGCCAGAGGCGGGSAACACGCCCGCAGGCAAAAACACCAUCGGAGCCAUCUCUGUCGCAACGGGGGAUACAUCACAAGGUGAAAAAGUGUCACUCGACAAGCCGGCGGAUGCGGGCGCCACACACGAGAGUCUCCUCGCGACAGGUGCGGCGCUGGCAGGCACAUCGGAGAUGGUGUCAGCGUCCACUGCUGGGAUGGGCGUCACGGGGAUGUCGUUGCAUCCGCCCACAUGCACUAGCAAAGGUGACGCACACUGUACAACAACACCACAGGGAGGGGUCACAGGGGAUGACGGGAAUGGGGGAAAUGCAGGGGGGUCUCCACGUUCUCGCAAUAUUGAGGACAUGACGACAAACGAUGAGGAUGGGGUAGAAGGCGGAAAGGGCGUGAGCGAUCCCACGCGUGCCGAAAAUGAGGGGUGAGACAGGGAAUGAACUUGAGGGGAAUCC
Chara braunii is the source of this 4307-nucleotide messenger RNA. The record is from the annotation of a GenBank genome assembly. NCBI's taxonomy places the organism in Eukaryota, Viridiplantae, Streptophyta, Charophyceae, Charales, Characeae.